UUCAUUGUCAAUCACUCACUUUUUGUAGAGAAUGGAUCGAUCGGGGACAGGUAGUAGACAGAGACGAGCAUCAUCUGUUUCACAGAGGCUUAAGCUUACAGAUCAGAAUGUUGGAGUAUUGGAUUCAAUCAGCAAUGUUAGUCUGAUGGAGGUUGAGACUAGGACCCGUGUACAGACUCCAACUGGAUCUGUUGUUGGGGCUAAGACCCGUUUGAAAGAUGUAAGUAAUGCUUUGACCACAUCAAAAGAGCUUCUCAAGAUAAUAAACCGCAUGUGGGGUCACGAAGAUCGGCCUUCAUCAAGCAUGUCUCUUAUCUCUGCUUUACAUGCGGAGCUUGAAAGGGCUCGCUUACAAGUCAAUCAGCUUAUCCAAGAACAACGCGUGGAUCAGAAUGAAAUUGGCUACUUGAUGAAACGUUUUGCAGAAGAAAAGGCUGCUUGGAAAAAUAAGGAGCAGGAAGUAGUUGAGGCUGCAAUUGAGUCUAUUGCGAGUGAACUUGAUGUGGAGAGGAAGCUGAGGAGACGAUCAGAAAGCUUAAAUAAGAAGCUUGGAAGGGAGCUAUCUGAGGCAAAGGCAUCCCUUUUGAAGGCAGUGAAAGAACUUGAAAGUGAGAAGAGAGUAAGAGUAGUAAUUGAACAAGUAUGUGAUGAAUUAGCCAGAGAUCUUACUGGAGAUAAAGCUCAAGUGGAAGAACUGAAGAGAGAGCCUUCAAAAGUUAACAUAGACGUCGAAAAGGAAAGGGAAAUGAUGCAUUUAACUGAUAUGUUGCAUGAGGAAAGGGUCCCAAUAAAAGCAUCUGAAGCUAAAUACCAGAUUGAGGAGAAAAAUGCAGCUGUUGAUAAGCUGAGGAGUCAACUUGAAGCUUUUCUGGGGACCAAGAAAUCUAAAGAGAAGACUCGUGGUUUGGCAAAUUCAGCACAUGACAAAGAAAUUGCAGCCUAUUUGAGUAGAACCCAUUUUACUUCUCAUCAGAAGGAAGGUGAUGACGAGGAUGGUGAAGUAGAAGAUGGAGUAGAAUGUGAUGAAGACUCAGAUGAGAGCGAUCUUCACUCCAUAGAAUUGAAUAUGGACAACAACAAUAGGAGCUUCAAGUGGGCUCAUGCUCCUGGAGCUGCAUGUGAUGCAUGGAAGACUAUUCCGUAUGAUGAGGACGACAUUAAGGGAAGGAAGUCUACUUCCAGCAAAGCACCAAGAAGAAGUACGGGUCUGCAAAGAAGCAUUUCAGAUGGAGUUGACUGGGGCCUCCAAAGUGAAAAGCUUCAAAAUUCGGUAGAUGAUUUAGAUUGGGAAAGAUUUGCCAAUCUGGAGAAGCACCAAGGAAAACCUUAUGGGGAUGAAAUGCAUGCAUAUAAAUCAGCCAAAGGUACUUCAAAAGACCCUCUUUUACCUUCAUCAAGGGUAGGAUCUGCUAGAGUUUAUGCCAGUCCAACCCGACCCACACGAGACCCCACAAACGCAGCUCUUGAUAGACCUCCUUUACCAGGUAACCUCUUAAAGUCAAGACUAUCGGAUUCCAGGGCGGAAGGCCAAAAUCCAAGAAAACCCAGAUGGUGAGAAAUGCUAAUUUGUAUCAAUCUUGCGGAUCCAUGUGACUUGCAAUGAGAAGAUCGAGUAGCCAAGAGUAGGAACAUGGCUGAGCUGAGGCCUGGUACCGGAAAGUUCAGUUAGUAAGUUGUCUUCCUUAAAUUUAUUCUCGUUAAUGUUUUGUUUGCGACUUCUUAGAGCCGCUCUAAAGUUGCAAUCUUUGCUGCUUCUUAGAUUCGUUAAGGUGUUGUCAGUUAGUUGAAACGUUUGCUUUUAUAGAAACCUGUGCUAAUCAAAGCCAAGUUUUUCUCCUGUACAAAGAACGCUUCUAGUGUUGGAGAUAUAUAUAUGUGGUGGCAGUAUUAGAUAUUUUGCCAGGACAA
Molecule: messenger RNA, 1908 nt
Organism: Carica papaya (papaya)
Lineage: Eukaryota; Viridiplantae; Streptophyta; Magnoliopsida; Brassicales; Caricaceae
Source: RefSeq, a predicted model, not a curated record